AUGGCGCAAGCUGUCCGGAACGCUCAAGCCAUAGGACUUGACAAAGAUAUUGCAGUCUCCACCUCCUUGGAAAGGGAAAUGCGGCACCGUGCUUGGUGGGACUUAUGUGAUUCGGACACAUUUCAAUCUAUGUGUCUCAACAGACCGCCUCUAAUACAAGCACGACUAUCUAAAGUUCCAUUUCCUCUCAACUGCAAUGAUCUCGAUAUUACGGAAACAUCAAUUCUUGCUCGACCGAUUGAUCAGCCAACAGAAAUGAGUAUGCAUUACUUUAGAGCCAAGGUGUUCAAGAUCUUGAACCGACUCUAUCUUGAUGAUAGUGCCCACGUCCUAUCAUAUGAUUUCGUGAGCGGCAUCGACGCUGAGAUCAUGGCUGUUGUUGAUGAGUUUCCAUGGUACAUGAAGAUUGAAGAUGGAUCAUGUGCCAACUUACCCCCGUCCCUUGAGUUUAUCCUGUGGCAAUUUCAUAUUCUUCAUACUUGUAUUUGUACUCAGCGGAUUCGUAUGUAUCGAUCAUUCCUUCACCCGCGUGUGGGCGACUCUUGGCCAAAGUGCACCAGAGCAGCAGAGGAUUCAUUCAUCGUGUAUCGCAACAUCCGAGAUGGAGCCGGUGACGAAUUUACAAAGUCUCAAAAAUUCCUCGGACAAGCCUACCAAGUCUUCUCUGUCGCUGUCGCUAUAGCUGCACUGUUGAUUGUGGAACGAUCUGCACAGAACCCGAAUUUACGCAGCGAUAUAGAGAUGGCUAUCGUCGAUCUUGGAACUCUAGACAGUAGCGAGACUACAGUUUCUCUCGCCUCGGAUGGAAGAAAGGUCCUCAUACGAAUGCUGGCCAUCUAUGACCAGCGGGGUGCGGCAUCUCCAGCAGAAUCAGAAGAUCUCGUGACUGGGAUCUCUACAGUUUUCGGCGGCGAGCAGACAGCUCGAUCAUAUUUGAGGAGGUGCAAGAUACGAACACUCCAGAAAAACAACUCUGGAGCAUCUUCUCAGCCCACAAACCUUAUCCAUCGACAGGUCGGCAGGGAGUUCAUAUAUUCGCAGGAGACUGCCGUAGGAAUAGAUGUGACGAGCCAAGAUGGAUUUUUUAGUAAUGCUGAAAUGGCACUGCAACAACUGCCAGCGGAAGAUGGCGCUAAUGCGUAUAAUUUCCAACAGAUGGAUUUGGAUAUUCCCCUGGAGUUUUUCAACUGUUGGCCUGCUGAGUCUCUUGUACCUUAUUUGGAGUAUCCUCCAUAA
Messenger RNA from Pseudogymnoascus verrucosus, 1236 nucleotides. RefSeq lists its product as uncharacterized. Gene Ontology annotation, molecular function: zinc ion binding; DNA binding. The coding region runs from base 1 to 1236 and encodes 411 amino acids. The record is from RefSeq and is a predicted model, not a curated record. NCBI's taxonomy places the organism in Eukaryota, Fungi, Ascomycota, Leotiomycetes, Thelebolales, Thelebolaceae. Gene Ontology annotation, biological process: DNA-templated transcription. The transcript has 2 exons.